Molecule: messenger RNA, 5080 nt
Organism: Pomacea canaliculata
Lineage: Eukaryota; Metazoa; Mollusca; Gastropoda; Architaenioglossa; Ampullariidae
Product: toll-like receptor 4
Biological process (GO): immune response; toll-like receptor signaling pathway
Cellular component (GO): membrane
Molecular function (GO): transmembrane signaling receptor activity; protein binding
Source: RefSeq, a predicted model, not a curated record
CUGUUUUUACAAUACAAACACACACGUACGUACGAAAGAACACGCACGCACGCACACACACGAAUUUCCCUUCUUAUAGAUGUCUGGUCAGUAAGACUGGCCUGAGAUCUUGCUUCAGCGCCUUCCAUAUUACCUUUGAGAUUAUAUCUAAAAUGUCUUCGGACAUUCCUCUAGUGUUUGAAAUGACUUGAAAAUAAAACUUUCAUAAAAACAUAAACAGAACUAUAAUCGGGAUCAUUUUGCUGCCUAAAAUUGUAAAGAACAGAGUAGAGAAGUUGUUUCCGUUUGUCUACAUCUCACUUUUGUUUUUUUCUCUGUGCGGUGACUGAGUACUCUAACAAUGUUAAUGAUGACGACAAUGAUGAUGAAGAAAAUAGGACGACAGCAACGACGAUGAGAAACAUGACUAGUUUCCUAAUGUAAAUGAUGACUAAACCUUUGGAACAACGUCUCGUGCAACUACAAGAAUACUUAAGCGACUGGAGGUACAGCCAUCUGAGGGUUUUAGAAUUUGAUGUCCAAAAUAUCUGUGGUCUUGAAAUUGUGCUACUCUCUCUCUCUCUCACACACAAACAUACAGACAAGCAAACUAGCAUAAAUACAAACCUGUUUGUAAAACCUUAAUCUCAAAUAAUCAUGAACACAUACUUGAGCAGUUUCAGUAUAAUAUUUACAAGAGUAAGUUGCUAAUAUUUACAAAUAGAUAAACUUAAUAUCCUUUUAUUUAUUGCAAUAUUUCUUCUCACAACUGCUUACAGUUAAAAAUUAUUGUUUGCAGUCUACAUUGUCACAAAUUAAUCGGUCUACAGAAACUGCUUCAAGUGUCCUCUUGAAUGAGAACAAAACUGUACAUGAUGUCUGACAAAAUAUUAAAUUAAACAAUUUUUUUUCUCUUAAAAAGAAUUUCAAAUUGCCAUAAAAAAACUUAAUACAACAGAGUGAGUUCAGGAGGCUAAGAAACUUUGCACCAAAGCAAGAGAACAACUAGCAGAAAUAACACAUAAAACUGCUAAAGCAAUAUUCACGCGAAGUGUGAAGAAGCUAGGAAAGCAAGACAUACGAUUCAGUGACUGUGACAGCUAAGAGCAUAGAAGGAGGCUCGUUAAUGUUAAUCUUAGGAGCUGAUUAAUAAUCGGGCUGCAUGCAAUCUUCCUCUGUGUUUCAGAUGCAAAAUGUUUCGGUUUCUUCCACUCGUCGCCGCCUUACUGGUCGUCCACACGGUGGCUGUGCAGGUGGUUCGAAUGAGUGUCGUGACACCUGCCUGCCAGUCCUUGUGUACCUGUCAUGACGGUGGCGUGGACUGCUCCGGCAAAGGCCUCACUUCCGUCCAUGACCUGCCUGGUAACAUGACGAGUCUCAACCUGUCCAGAAACGCUAUCCACGACUUGCCCAAUCACACCUUCACGCCCUUCCACUUACUGAGUGUGCUUGACGUGUCCUACAACAACAUCUCGCGCCUGCACGUGCAGGCAUUCGUCGGUCUCCGCAGCCUCACCAGCUUGAAUCUGUCUUGGAAUGCGCUUCCUCUCAGCCAUGAGGCGUACCCUGCUGACGUGUUUACACCAUUGGCCACCUCGCUGUCAGAUCUUCGGCUGGGCGGAAAUGCUCCAAAAACGGACGAUCCCGAUGCAGAGUAUCCUGACGUCUCCCUGUCCGUUCUGAAGAACUUGACCUACUUGGUGCUGGACGGUUGACGAACAAAGAUUUUGGACCUGGUUUCAGCGAAUUGGCUACUGCUCCAUACAAAAUUGGAAAAUUCUACUUUUGUUAACCUGCCAUCAUCUCUAAGGUCCAUGAAUUUGACCAGCUGUAACAUCAGCGACGUAGACCGUGAGGCUUUCAGACCUCUCCGGAAUUUGCGAACUCUGGACCUUUCCAAAAACACACGCCUGGGCUUUAACACGCUGGGCGAUGCUUUCUACAGCCUGCAAGGUUCCGCCUUGGAGCACUUGUAUAUCAACUGGAUCACACACCCAUAUGCCAUAUGCGUCGUCAUCGACACGAAUCACACGCGCUACUUCAAGAACACGAAACUACAAAGCAUACACGUCGAGAACAAUCGCAUUGAAAUAUUUACUCCCGGGGCCCUGGAUAACAUGCCGGACACACUGUCCUUUGUCUCCGUCUCGGGAAACAGGUUAGUCUUCGGUAGCUACUUACUUGAACUCGGUCAUCUGACGAACCUCAAAACAGUAACAAACGACGGACACCUGCGACCACCCUAUCCUCCCAUUAGCUCUCCUGCCUUUUCCAUCAAGCCAGAACUUUGUGAGUCGUCACCCUACGCCAGUGAGUCUGAAAGAGGAUGUCAUCGACCCCUCGGAUCAGACAGCGGGGAAUUCCAAGUUUUUCCCCUAGAUAUGGACAACUCUAGGUUUGAAGAAAGAGACCCUUUGACUCCUCUCAGUUUGACAUACUUUCUCCCUCCUAAGUUAACAUCAUAUGUGUCACGUUGGAACCAGGUGCACUAUAGCCUGGUAAAUAUUUGGUUUGACGAGAACAAUACACUUACGAGCCUAGAUCUUAGCAGCAACCUUUUGGCAGAGUGGUUAGGACCUUUCAAAGGAUUAAAUCACUUAGAAAGCCUUGAUCUUUCUAACAACUUCGCACACAGAGUCCACUACAAGUUUUUUGAUACCUUUCCCGAGCUUAAGACCUUACGAUUAGCAGUAAACUACCUGAGAGGUCCGCUUAUGAAUGACGAGCAUGGUAGAAUGUUCGCUAAUUUAUCAAAGCUGGAAAGUCUGGACUUGUCGUCAAACAGAAUCAAUAUCAUCCCCGCUGCGGCUUUUAAGGGAUUAGCAAACUUAAGGGAGCUCAAUUUGUCGCACAACGAUAUUUUCGUCUUUGAAAUUACUGUCAGUCACAUGACAAGAAUUGUCUCAUGGGACCUUUCUUUUAACAACAUUCACUUUAUUCCUAAAUUUAUUAUGGACCACCUGGAUUCGGUAGCAGCCAAUUCCAAUGACACAGUCUACCUCAACCUCACGUUCAAUCCCAUCGCCUGCCUGUGCAUGCACAUCGAUUUUCUCACCUGGAUUCAGCAGUCGGCUCUUAUGUUCUUACACGAGAAUAAUUACUCCUGCCUGACAGCCGAUGGCACCGUCAAGAAAAUGAUCAACAUUACAGAGGAAAUUCAGACACUGCAAAAGACUUGCGGAGAUUUCGUUGGCAUGCUGAUUGGAGCGUUUACAUGUUUCUUCUGCCUGACUCUGGCGCUUGCUUCCGCUGUUCUUUACCGCUUUCGAUGGAAGCUGCGCUACUUGUACUAUGCGUCGCGUCUGGCGCACUCCAGGAAGCGAACUUUAAUCGACAACUCAUUCGAGUUCGACGCCUUCGUCUCCUACUGUUCAGAGGACGACGAGUUCGUGCAUGGCGAGCUCAUGCGGCAGCUGGAGGAAAGGAAGGGGUUGCGGCUGAUCGUGCAUCACCGCGACUUCACGCCAGGCCGACCCAUCCCCUGCAACAUCGUGGCUGCCGUUCAGAACAGUCGCCACACGCUGGUUGUGUUGACGCGACAUCUGCUGCAGUCGGACUGGUGUCAGUACGAGAUGCGGAUGGCCACCAUGGAGUCCGUACACACGGGGCGCGAUGUGCUUGUGUUCCUGCUGUACGAGGACAUCCCCAGCUACCAGAUGCCGCGCCAAGUGCUGUACAACCUUCAGUCUUCUACUUACAUCCAGUUUCCUCACGAGUAUCCGAUGCUUGUUCCUAACUUCUGGAAUAGGCUGGUUAAUGCUCUAAAAGACAAUUAAAGAGGAGUAAGAUGAGACAACAAAGAAAAAGUUUUGUUGUUGACAACGGCAUAAAGAAAAAUAUGCUAGAAUAUUUUUACUUGCGGAUGCUUUGUGCAUUUUUUAACCUACGGCGAUAAUAGUUUUUGUUUCCUAACAGUUAAGUUAUAAACAGAAUUUAUCAUUAGUAUAGUGAGUCCCUCUAAAUCUUUUUACUGCUCUUGCAAGUGUUACUGAGUGUGACAGCCUAGUAUGAAAUGAUAAUGAUUGACAUAGAUUUUAUAUAAUGUACUGUGUUGUCGUUGCUGAGGAUUUUCGUGUCAUUACGCUGAUAAAAGCACAGAGUUUAGUGUCGAUAGCACGCGCGCAAGUGCGAAGAUAAAGUGAACCGUGGUCUAGAUGCCGUAGGGGUAGUGAGUGUUAAAGUCGUUUACCCUGUGGGCACAGCACGGAAAGCGGAACCUAUCCCAGUCCCGCCCUCUUUAUUUCCCCUGCUAAAUCAGGUAUAAAUUCUUGCAAAGCAACUGCUGGGUGGGCAGAUGGAGUGCUCUAGAACAAGUCCGAGCAGGUCUCGAACCAGCGACAGCGAUAUUCUUCUUCGAAAGCAAGCGCACUAUCGACAAGGUUGUGUGCGGGCGUGUAUGUGAAUCUUCCUACAGCUGCUGAAAGAUUGUUAUACUGUAUUAUGUCGUCGACUGCCCGAGAUUCUAAGCACAGAAGCGACCGGCACAGAUGCUGCUAGACAUUUGACGGAGUACCAAAGAUUUUGUUUAUACACUGAAGCGGACGCGAUACUCUAUCAUCUAGACAAUGUAAUACUUGCCACUCAUACGGUUUCUAUAAAGAGAUAAUUACAGAAUCCUCACAUUAACAAUAUCCUUCCUGCGUGUUACUACGGAGUGCGCUGCUCAGACGUUUUUUCCCCCCACAGGGUAUUGGGACCUGACUUGCAUCACCCCCACCCCACUAACCCACCCACCCCGCCCUCUCCAUCCUUUUACCAACACCCUGAUCUUUGUUUCACAGUCCGCGCCAAAGCGUGGACACGCCUGAGGCCUACAACGGGAAGCACGAAAGCAAACAUUAACUAUUGUUUAGAAGGGACGUGGAAAGUCUUCCUGUAUUUCAAGGCAUCCAAGGUACAAUCAUUUCCUUUUUUGUGUGAUCCGUAGAGUGACAGUUUGAGCAGCAAGUGAGUGUAUCGGAAAUUGUGAACGUUGAUAUGGAGAAAUUACGUACUACUGUCAAGUGGUCGGUGGCUGGUCAUUUACGUGUGUAGACACCACAGGAUGACACCUCCCACGUUGUACAACAAUCUGCCAUCACAGAACAUAUGCAGCGCAAUC